Messenger RNA from Lycium barbarum (goji berry), 426 nucleotides. RefSeq lists its product as uncharacterized. Lineage: Eukaryota; Viridiplantae; Streptophyta; Magnoliopsida; Solanales; Solanaceae. The record is from RefSeq and is a predicted model, not a curated record. The transcript has a single exon. Bases 1 to 426 code for a protein of 141 amino acids.
AUGUCUGUCAAGAGCUCCAUUGGCGAUACCUCUGUUAAUCUUCUUCUUGAUUAUGAAGAUAUUCCUAUCUGGACACCAGUUGAGACCGGUAAAUUUUCUGUUUCCUCAGCCUGGAAACUGUUGAGACAGAAAAGGAACACUUCGCAGUUUGAAGCUAAAAUUUGGUAUAAGGAUAUCCCUUACAAGAUGUCCUUCACCACCUGGAGAGCCAUUCACAAUAGGCUCUCCACUGAUGAUAAAAUCUUAAAGUUUGGCAUUGGUAUAUAUACUAAUUGUAAUUGUUGUGUGGAUACAAGGAUGGUACCUGCCUUGGAGACAACUGAGCAUCUCUUUUACAAUGGAUCUUUUGCACAAAACAUCUGGCAAGUGUUUACAGAGGUUAGGCAUCAGAUACAGAAACAACACCUUGAGAAACUUGCUGUUUGA